UGCAGCACCAAUACCCCAUAAGUACCAGCGCCGAACAGAGGAGGCCAUUUUUCUUACCAAGGACACGUGUUUUAGAAAGCGUGGAAAGGCUGCUCAGAGGAAAACAUGGACUCCUUUACCACCCCCGUUAGAACUUCAGACUUUGUUUUACCCCCGAGAGUCUUUGACCGUCCACGGAGAAAACGUUACAUCAGUGACAGUUCUGAGGAGGAGGUUGUGACCACGGGGAGCCCUUUGGCCCAGCCGUUGUUGGAUACGCCGGAAUCCGACCCCGAAACUCUUGUGAGACAUCCCAAAGAGCCUGAUGGCCUCUCUUUGUCCAACCCCUCAGAUCGCCACUUGGGAGAGUCACCGGUGGACAAGGCAAAUGGAAAAGAUGGCUCUCAGCAGCUCAAUGAUGCCUUUCUAGAGGACCCAGAGCCCCUGGACAGCAUUGUAUCAAGCAGCGAAGAUGAACCGGGCCCACCAUGUUUUUGCUCAACACCAGUACAAAUUGUUGAAGAGGGCUCCGAGGAUGAUGGGUUUGAAGAGUUUAGGAGGAGGCUAGGCAUAGAACUGUCCGAGCCAGUGCCACGUCGUGAGCGUAAAAAAGUUAUGCGGAUUAUUGUACGUGUUGCUGUUUAUGCUGUCCUUAAACACUGCCUUAGGGAAAAGCUUUUUGAAGAUUGUGAGGGCUGUGUCAUAGAUGCGCCAGCCCAACGGCACCAUGACUGUGUGACUUGGACUUCAGUGGAUAUAAACUGCAAGCUCCGGGCCCUGUGUGCUGAGCUGUGUUUGGAAAGCUUACUAAACACUGUUAUUGCCAUAGGUUAUGCUAUGCAAUGUCUGUGCCUAACCCAAGAACAUUUAGCACAAGGGGUGACUUUGAUAAAUGCUGUGCAAUUCAGUGGAGACCCUGACCGUGUUUUAAAGAAAAUGACCAAGCCGGAAGAUGCCUGCUUACAACGUUAUAUUGACCGUCUAGUUCGCACAAGAAGUUACAGAACCCUGCUUAAGAAAAAGACUAUUUGUAAGAAAUCUAAAAGGAUUAAGUUAGAGAAUGGUGAGGGUGCAAACAUGCGAUAUAAAACUUGGCAGCUGUAAAUUAAAAAAAAAGGGGGCGGGGGGCUUUUGUGACUAUCUGUGUUUUGUUAGAAGGCUUUUGGCCCUUAAGUUUUAAUGAAGCAUCUUUGUUUGUUUUUAAGGAGUUGUAUGUCUUUUUAAAAUAAAUAAAUAGUUUUUGUGAGAAUUAGUUUUUGUGUGUGUGUGUGUGUGUGUGUGUGUGUGUGUGUGUGUAAAAGACAUUCAUUUGUAGCAAAAAGCUGAAAUGCAUGUUGUGGGAGGGAAAAAAUCCUAAAAACCAAACAAACAGGAUAGUUCAGACAUGUUUGAGUAUAAUACAGUUGUUAUGGAGAGCUGCUUUUACCAGCAGGACCAAAUAUUGUUUUUUUUUUCAUCCCAUGUCCCUAAGUGGCUCUCUCAGGGAUUGAACUCCCAACCUUGGGUUUACCAAACAAUUACUUAAGCCACUGAGCUAUCCUGCUUGUUGAAAUAAAUAGGUUUAAGCACACACCCCACCCUCACUGAAUAGCCAGAAUGUUUGCAAUUACUUACCUUUGUUCCUAUAGGGUUACAAUUGAUUGGUGAGUUGGAUGGUGAGUUCUGAUUAAUAUGAAAUGCUAUUGGACAGUUUAAAUGUAACCCCCUGGGGUAAAGGUGAAGCACUAUUGGGCAGUUUAAAAGACCCAGGAGUUGGUGGAAUGC
Gopherus flavomarginatus (Mexican gopher tortoise) is the source of this 1743-nucleotide messenger RNA. RefSeq lists its product as uncharacterized. Bases 106 to 1083 code for a protein of 325 amino acids. Lineage: Eukaryota; Metazoa; Chordata; Testudines; Testudinidae. The record is from RefSeq and is a predicted model, not a curated record. The transcript has 2 exons.